AUGUCCGGCGUGAUACGAAACCAGUCUACCGCUGCCUUCCAAGGCUUCUCCAUCUCUCAGCCCUUCCUUGGCGCGUCUCUGCAGUUCUACCCUGAGAUGGGCACCCAGGAACUCGACGACCUUGUCAACGCCUACCUCCCCGGCUCUGCCUCCAUCCAGGAGAAACGAGCCACCGUCUCCAUGGACUUCUUUGCAUUCUCUCAGCUCACUGGAGAGACCUUCAAGUACUAUCCCGUUGCCAGCGAUUCCAGCAGCUCCGCCAUCUCCUCUGCCGGAUCUAGCCCCAUGCAGAACUCCAGCAGCAGCUCCAACUUCGUCUCCCCUGUCAUUUCUGACUGGUCUUGGUCUCAGUCUACGCCCGGCUCAGCCUCUGCGUCUACUCCCGCGUCCCUCAGCCAGGAAUCCGUGUACUCCAAGUCGUCCAAGAGGGCCGCAUCUUCUGCGACAAAGCCCCAGGCUAACGACUUCUCCCACCUCCCUGGGAUGAAGAUCAUGACAAAGGAUGGUCGUGAUGUCACAAACUCUGCUUCUCGCGGUUGCAAAACCAAGGAGCAGCGUGAUCAUGCGCAUCUGAUGCGCAUCAUUAAGGCAUGCGACGCCUGCAAGAAGAAGAAGGUCAGGUGUGACCCUAGCCACAAGAAGCGCACCACCACACAAGCACAGGGUGCGGCCGCGGCUCCAGCGCGGUCGGCGAAGAAGGCCAAGACGUCGAAGAGGGACUCGCCAGUAGCAGCCGAAAGGUCACCACAACCAAGCACAUCAUUUUCAACACCAGCAUUGUUCACAGAGCCCUCACUCGCGGACCUCGACAUGCUCGAUAUGGCAGAUUCUUGGGAGUCCUUCGUCCAGUUCGAUGACGAGCCCGCCAACGUCGCGCCUUUCGAGUACGACUUCUUCUUCGACCCUGCGGGACACCUCACUCCCGAGUCAAGCCAGUCUCCCAUUACUCCCUCGAUGGUAUUCAGCCAGUCUCGGAACGGCUCCGAUGGCCUACAAGACGUGGUUGUCAGCAAGCCAUUCACCGACGAGCUCGAUGUCCGGCCGCCGGCGCUUCCUUACCUGGACUCUUCCCCACGCAUCAGCAACUAUGUCGACUUCAACCUCUACUCACCCGAGCCAAGCUUCUUGGACGACGACGUUGCACUGCUCAGUGACAUUGGUACUACUACUACUACCACCAAGGCCCAGAGCACGGUGUCUCAGCGCCGCAGCUCACCUCAAAGCGGCGAGUCGUCAGUUCAGCAACAAGUGCACCUCGGUCGCUCUCCAACGGCACCAGAUGAUUACUUGGCAGACGAUAUCGGAGUACCAGUAAGCGGAACUGCACUGGGAGGAGCCAGCGUCGCGGUCUGUCGUCACCGUCACCGUCCAUCGUCUGUAGCAGUACAUGCUGGAGUUCCGGGCGCUUCGAUGACCGUGUCUGAGUCUCAAUUGAGCCUAUCCGACGUCAAUGCAACAUCCCGCAGUGUACGCUCACAACGACUUGCGGAUCCAGUCCUGCAACCAAGCUCGCCACAAUCACUACCACUGCCACAUGCCACGUCCCACGCUGCUGUCAAUUCUUCAGGAGUACAUGUCACCGCACUUGGCGGCGUACUGCCAGGAGUAGUUGGCCGUUUACCAACGUCCUCAGUCAUUGCGCCCUCACGCUCCUCGACCGCCGUCGAGGAGGCGUCUUAUUACGCGCAUAUCACGAGGACAAUCAAUGGCGCCAAUGGCCGUGGAGCAAUUAUUAGCGGAAUGUCCAGCAGCGUCUCUCCGGAUGCUCAGCUCCAGCUUGCCACGCCAGAGUCGUCAGAAAGUCGUCACAACACCACACAUAGCGUCACCCGUUCCUCUGCUGGCGCCUUUGUACUAGGCGGGGUACGCAUUCUGACGGAGGCGGUUGCGGGUGGUAGUUUGACAUGCAAGCGCCGCUCUCUCGUCGACUGGCUGUCCAAGUCGCAGUGCCUGGUAUACGUGGCACUCUUUGCGACUGUACUCGGGUUGGGUGCGCAAGUCCUCAUGGUACAGGCGUUCGCCGGCCGAUUCAUUCAACUCGCUAUUGGCCUAGCGAUAUACAAGGUCUACCACUUUUACUCAAGUCUCUAUGACUCGAGACCGGAACAGAGCCAUCUUGGGACCGCCACGUCAAAGCCGCAGGGCUUGAGCGACGGCGCGAGGCUUCUCUCCUGUGUCAGCACGAGACUACGACGUACCUGUCGACAGAACCAAUCCGCACAAACCCCGGUCAACGGGGCGCGGAUAAAGGUUCUGGGCCUCGCGCAAGGUCUCUCAUGA
This is a messenger RNA of Colletotrichum paranaense, 2280 nucleotides long. RefSeq lists its product as uncharacterized. The transcript is spliced from 2 exons. The record is from RefSeq and is a predicted model, not a curated record. Bases 1 to 2280 code for a protein of 759 amino acids. Lineage: Eukaryota; Fungi; Ascomycota; Sordariomycetes; Glomerellales; Glomerellaceae.